This is a messenger RNA of Arabis nemorensis, 804 nucleotides long. The record is from the annotation of a GenBank genome assembly. NCBI's taxonomy places the organism in Eukaryota, Viridiplantae, Streptophyta, Magnoliopsida, Brassicales, Brassicaceae.
AUGAAGGAAUACGAUACACAAAUAAGUGGUUUUGUCACUAACCAGGAAAAAUGUCUACGGAACCUUAGUGACAUGAAGCUUGAGAGAAAGAGAUUAGAAAAUGAGGUAGUAAGGAUGGAGACGGAUCACAAGGAUUGUUCGGUGAAGGUAGACAAACUUGUUGAGAAGCAUACAUGGAUAGCAUCUGAAAAGCAACUUUUCGGAAAAGGAGGGACAUAUUAUGUAGCCAGAGAAAAACUUGAAAAGCUCCAGUCAGAUCAAUCAAGCUUGGAAAAAAGGGUGAACAAGAAGGUUAUGGCAAUGUUUGAAAAAGCAGAAGAUGAAUACAAUGCUCUUAUCUCCAAUAAAAUUACAAUUGAGGAUAAAACAGAGAGCUAUUACGCUAAUGACAAAUUUAAAAUCAAGAAAGUGAUUGAGGAGCUCGAUGAGAAGAAAAAAGAAACCCUGAAAGUUACUUGGGUUAAAGUAAAUAAGGAUUUCGGAUCGAUCUUUUCAACUCUACUACCCGGUACCAUGGCAAAACUAGAACCUCCUGAAAGCGGUAGCUUCCUUGAUGGUCUUGAGGUUCGUGUUGCCUUUGGAAAAGUUUGGAAGCAGUCUUUAUCAGAACUCAGCGGAGGACAAAGAUCUCUUCUUGCGCUAUCGCUAAUCUUGGCGUUGCUUCUUUUCAAGCCGGCUCCUCUUUAUAUAUUAGACGAGGUUGAUGCAGCUCUUGACAUAGGAAGAAUGAUAAAAGCUCAUUUCUCUCACUCGCAGGUCGAAACCUCUAUCUCAAGUCUCAAACGCUUUAUGUUGUUUACUUAA